UUAGAACAGUCGCCAGCCACCCCUCUUCCCCUCCCCAUCUCUUCACCUCCUUCUUCUCCUCUCUCUCUCCCCAUUCUUUCUGGCGAUGCCUUCUCUCUCCCAUCACCUCUUCUCCUACCUCCUCUCUUCUCUCUUUUCGCAGCGCCAGGAGAAGCUGCCAGAAACCAGCGAGAGCAACAGCAGCUCUGGCGAAGUGCGCAAGGCAGCGCUCUCUUCCUGUCUCUCCUUGCCUCUUCUUUCUGUUCUCACUUCCCUUCUUCUCUGUCUUCUUUUCUCCAUUGCUGGCAACGCUCGGGCGAGCUGCCAGGCAGCAGCAAACCCCAGAAACUCCACUGAGCAGCCGCUAAUGAAAACAACAACAAUAAGAAAUCGAAACAGACGGAAAAUCAAGGUAAGGUGCAGGUACAAGUGGACGUUCGAGCUUACAAAUCAAAGCCGAAUCUAUCCAGACGUGGAGCAUUCAUCCGGACUUGGUAGGCCCUCAUGCAUUCGAGGACGCUUGCCUAUUAUAUUCUAGCUUAGUUAUAGGAUUGAGCUAGUGG
Solanum pennellii is the source of this 542-nucleotide messenger RNA. RefSeq lists its product as uncharacterized. The transcript is spliced from 2 exons. The coding region runs from base 86 to 517 and encodes 143 amino acids. The record is from RefSeq and is a predicted model, not a curated record. NCBI's taxonomy places the organism in Eukaryota, Viridiplantae, Streptophyta, Magnoliopsida, Solanales, Solanaceae.